CUUCUGCCUAUAAAUAUAAAGACGUCAGGUCCUCCGCUGAAGAUAAGAAUUCAUACGUGUACGAAAUCCUUUCUGUAGCUGAACGAACACGUCUAUUUGAAGGUAGCAAUUUUGGAAAAAAGCAUUAUGGCAUUAGUUUCUGGAGGAAGAUCAUCGUUGAAUCCAAAUGCGCCCCUCUUCGUUCCUUCGUUUGUGCGCCAAGUGGAGGAUUUUUCCCCAGAAUGGUGGAAUUUGGUGACAACUUCAACAUGGUUCCAUGACUAUUGGAUGAGCCAGAACCAGGGAGAGGAAUAUGGUAAUGAUCAAUAUGGAGCUGGUAAUGAUAUGGCUGAUUUGCUUCCUGAGAAUAUUGAUCUCAAUGUGGAUGAGGAUAUCUUGAACAUGGAAGCUCAGUUUGAGGAAUUUCUCCAAUCAUCCCAAGGUGGGCAACAAGGAAUUAAGUCACCUCUCUACGGUGUCAAUGGAGUGCCACAAUAUGGUUUGCCCAAUGUUUCUGAUACACUGAUAAGAACUAUGAGUUCACCAAGAUCCCCCGUUUCGCCACCAAUGUACUAUGAGAAGCCAGCCAAGAUCGUGAGCCCAACGAACAGCUUCCGCAGCAUCCAACAGCCUUGCUGAAUGUGAUUAGCUUAGCAAAAGCUUUUGGUUUGCAUUCAGAAAGUCAGUUCUUAGUUUGCAGCUACUCUUGACAAGCAGUAGUUAAGAAAGUCUCGAGUUUUAGUUUUCAUGUAACCUUUUGUAUAGAGCAAGGUAGGGCAGCACUCUUGUAUCUAGCCUUGUUCAUAGUCUGAUAUCCUUUCUUUAGCUUUACUUGUAAACAACAGAACUAUAAAAAGGGGAAAAAAAUGUAAAAUUCAGUUGACAAAAAGUGGAAAAAAGAGCAGCUUUCUAGUUUCGUUUC
Messenger RNA from Nicotiana tabacum (common tobacco), 901 nucleotides. Its product is annotated as protein EARLY RESPONSIVE TO DEHYDRATION 15-like. The record is from RefSeq and is a predicted model, not a curated record. Lineage: Eukaryota; Viridiplantae; Streptophyta; Magnoliopsida; Solanales; Solanaceae.